Molecule: messenger RNA, 2069 nt
Organism: Lotus japonicus
Lineage: Eukaryota; Viridiplantae; Streptophyta; Magnoliopsida; Fabales; Fabaceae
Exons: 5
Coding region: 157-1683 (508 amino acids)
Source: RefSeq, a predicted model, not a curated record
CCUCCCUUUUUCUUUUCUUUUCUGCUUCUUCAUUCAUUCACCACCACUCACAGAAAAACCUAGGGUUUCCCUUCCUCACUGAACCCAUUCAUACAACUUCCGGUGCUUCCUCCGCCACCAUCUCCACGCACCACCACCGAUUUCACAGUUCCCAAGAUGAACCCAAACCCUUCACAUCAACCUCCACCUUCUUCCACCUACCAGCCCAUGCUCAAGGAAUCGAUCAACCGCUUCUUAGCCGAGUAUCGUCGAGGCGCUACUGAUUUCGGCGAUUUCAGCUCCAUCUUCUCCAGAAUCCUCCACAGCACCCCUGACCCGCCGAUUCAGCUUGUUUGGUUCUACUCCGCCCUGGAAUUUCACACCAACAAGCUGGGACCUGCUGCAGAUGAAUCUUCUAGAAGAGUUUCCGUGGCUAAGGGUUUGUUCCAGUUGCUGGUUUCGUGUUCGGGGUGCUGCGGGUCCAUGAAGAGGAUCGGUGUUCUUGCGCCGUUGGUGUUCGAGCUGUGCCGGUUGGUUGUUCACCGCGAGAGGGAGGUGGAGGGGUUGGUGGAAGGGCUUGUUAGUUAUUGCAGUAUUUUGUGUGGGGACGUGGUUCAUGGUGAUGACGGGGUGGCGAUUUUGGAGCCGGAUUUUGUGGAUUUGAUGCCGGUGUGGAUGGUUGAUCGUGAUGGUUCAUGUGGGGUGGUUGGGGAUUGCGUGAAGGGGUUUUUCCCUCUCGCGAGCGAUGGGAUUCGGAAGGGGAUUGAGAUGGGUUGUGAUGUUGGGUCCUUGGCUGGGAUUGUCAUGUGUGAAGCUCUGUUGUUGAAAAUGUGCUUCGCGUUUGAUUCGGGGAUGGCUAGAGAGGAGCUGGAGAAGAAGUUGCACGCUUCCGCGGUUCAGACCAUAACAGGGUUUCGGAAUUCUUACUUCCUAGAUACCCUUUUCAGGAUGAUGUUGGAGCCAGUUUUGCCAGUGGUCUCCCUACUGGGUUCUGAAAAUGAAGUUCUUCUAAAAGAAGUCUUGUACCGUUCUGUGAUGAUGAUGGAUUAUUCAUUCAUUAAUCCCCAAGCCAGAGUUUCACUGUAUGCCAACAGCUUGAAAGAUUUGGCUAUAAAUUGGUUGUUUGUUGCUGAAUUAGCUGUACAGUCUGCUAGGGAAAAAGGUGAUCAGGGGAAAGCUAUUUCUUAUGUAAGUGCCUUCUGUAGGUCCUGCAUACCCAUUCAAUUGAUCAACUGGGUUAUUAGUCAAAGUGGCGUAGGCAGAAAGAUCACCAGACCCAAUGUUUCCACUCCCAUAGCUCUCAUAAAGUGGCUUCUAGUUGUUGAGGAGCAAGGAUUGGCAGCAUUUGGUGAUGAAACCGCCAAGCAUGGUGCAAAAGCUAACAUUUUCACUUCAAGAACAAAGUGCCUGCUGCCAGUGAUCAAACAUAACUUUAACACUCUGGAUAAAAAUCUCUUUUCGAAUUCUCUACAUGGAGGCACGGAGGCAGGUAAAAUUGAUGGUGAUAUAGAGAUGCAUGAUACCGCGGACACUGCGGUAAGUUUGUCUUCUGAUGGUAGAAUGAACACAGCAGCCAGCACUGAUGGAACAAGGAAACGCAAAGAAGGGAUCGAAGAUGAUACUAAAGCACAGCUAAAGUUCAUGAGAUGCCAGUUUCAUGAGAAUUCAGUGAGAGAAAACUCAUUUAUAUUUGGGCAACAGUGAUGCUUUGGAUAAUGGGAGCACUGCAGAUAUUUUUGGCUUCAUGAAGCUUCAAAAGUAAUGAAGCAAUAUGGUAUAUAUGAUUGAAACUGUAUGAGGAUGCUGGGCUAGCAAUUUUUUAUGUGAUAGAGACUUUCAGCUAAAGGUGCAUAUGUGGAAAUUUGUUCAACCCAGUUUUUAGUUUCAUUUAGUUGGCAUAAUGGCAUUAUGUUCAUUGAAGUCUCAAAUUACCUAUAACCAUGUAUCAGUUGACUUGGGCUAAUGGCAUAAUUUCAUUGUGUCUUGAAGCCAGUAGUACUAAUACUCUGCUCCAUCUUCCCUGCAAUUUGUUAGUAUUGCAAUAUGCAUGUAUGUGGAAAUUUGUUCAACCCAGUUUUUAGUUUCAUUUA